Messenger RNA from Coccidioides immitis RS, 171 nucleotides. RefSeq lists its product as uncharacterized. The coding region runs from base 1 to 171 and encodes 56 amino acids. Lineage: Eukaryota; Fungi; Ascomycota; Eurotiomycetes; Onygenales; Onygenaceae. The transcript has 2 exons. The record is from RefSeq and is a predicted model, not a curated record.
AUGACGAGAGCACUGCAUCAGCAAGAGGAAGCCAAUCUGCAAGCAUUGAAUAACCCCAAAAAAGGACGACGGACCGCCCAGCCUGGACUGCAAGCGAAAGGAAUCAUGUUUCAGAGCGCACUUGUUGCAAGCGUCAACAAAGAUGAAUCUCGCCAUGUUGCUGGCUGUUAG